This is a messenger RNA of Vitis riparia (riverbank grape), 1643 nucleotides long. RefSeq names its product probable polyamine transporter At3g13620. Gene Ontology annotation, biological process: transmembrane transport. The coding region runs from base 33 to 1460 and encodes 475 amino acids. Gene Ontology annotation, cellular component: membrane. The transcript has a single exon. The record is from RefSeq and is a predicted model, not a curated record. Gene Ontology annotation, molecular function: transmembrane transporter activity. NCBI's taxonomy places the organism in Eukaryota, Viridiplantae, Streptophyta, Magnoliopsida, Vitales, Vitaceae.
UUGAACCAAAAAAUCUAGAGCAAAUACCCAACAUGGGAAUCUCACAUUCUACCCCAAAAUCUCCACCUUAUCUUCUCGAAGAACCACUACCAACCACCAGCACCACCGCCACCGCCACCAAAGACCCAAAGAAGCUAGCUCUAAUCCCAUUAAUUUUUCUGAUCUACUUUGAAGUAGCUGGAGGCCCAUAUGGAGAAGAGCAAGCAGUUGGUGCAGCAGGACCCCUCUUGGCCAUCCUUGGCUUCCUCAUCUUCCCCUUCAUAUGGAGCAUCCCGGAAGCUCUCGUCACUGCUGAGCUCGCCACCACUUUCCCCGGCAACGGUGGCUUUGUCAUAUGGGCUCACCAAGCCUUUGGCCCCUUCUGGGGCUCCCUCAUGGGCUCAUGGAAGUUCCUCUGUGGUGUCAUCAACAUUGCUUCCUACCCAGUUCUCUGUGUGGACUACCUCAAACUCCUCUUCCCCAUCUUCUCUUCCGGCCUUCCUAGGUAUUUAGCAGUGUUGUUUUCAACUCUGCUGCUCUCCUUUCUGAACUACACAGGUUUGAGCAUAGUGGGUUAUACUGCAGUUUCUCUAGGGAUUAUUUCACUGUCUCCAUUUCUGGUUCUUACUUUGAUAUCUAUACCUAAAAUUGAGCCAAUCAGGUGGCUGAGUUUGGGUGAGAAAGGUGUAAAGAAAGAUUGGACAUUGUUCUUCAAUACCCUCUUCUGGAACUUGAAUUUUUGGGACAGUGCAAGUACUUUAGCUGGUGAAGUUGAUCAGCCACAAAAGACCUUUCCCAAGGCACUGUUUUCUGCUGGUAUGCUUGUUUGUUUGGCAUACUUGAUCCCUCUCUUGGCUGCAACUGGGGCUAUUCCCUUAGACCAGCAAGACUGGGUGGACGGCUAUUUUGCCGAUGUGGCUCAAAUCAUCGCCGGAAAAUGGCUGAAAGUCUGGGUGGAAGUUGGGGCUGUUUUAUCAACAAUUGGGCUCUUUGAGGCACAGUUGAGCAGCUGUGCUUACCAGCUUCUGGGCAUGGCGGAUUUAGGAUUUGUGCCUCGGUUUUUCGGGGUUAGAUCGACAUGGUUCAACACACCCUGGGUGGGAAUUCUGAUAUCAACUGUAUUCGGACUUGCAGUAUCUUUUAUGGAUUUCAGUGAUAUAAUCUCUUCAGCCAAUUUUCUGUACAGUUUAGGGAUGUUACUUGAAUUCGCCUCAUUCCUUUGGUUGAGGAGGAGGUGGCCGGCGGUGAACAGGCCAUACAAGGUGCCAAUGGGGCUACCUGGAUUGGUGAUCAUGUGCUUGGUUCCUUCUGGGUUUUUGGUCUUUGUGAUGGCAAUUGCUACCAAAACUGUCUGUAUAGUUAGUGGUCUGCUCACGCUUGUUGGGAUUUUUUGGUACUUUUUGAUGAAUUUUUGCAAGUCAAGGAUGUGGCUUGGGUUCAAUACUGUUGGGGAAAGAGUGGAAGAUGGGGAUGUAGAGUAGAUUAUUGAUCAAAGCCAUGUGGGUACUUUUGGCCCUUUUAGGGUGGAUUGUCUCCAAUAUUUACAAAGGAAAAUAAAUGGUGAGUUUGUAAAUUAGUCUUCUUCAGUUUGUGUAGGCAAAAGUGUACCAAAGCUCAAUAUUGAACUGAAUGAGAGAGCUCCAAUCAUAUUACAAAUUCCAUUA